AGAGAGGGGGAGGGAUAGAGGCGGAGAGAGAGGGGUGCCAGUGCACUGUCAGAGCUCAGACGCUGUAGAUCUCCGGGUGUUUCUGUGACACCCUCUUUGUUUGGGCACGAGAGAAGGGGGAUUAUGAGAGCGAGCAUUUCACAUCUGGCAACUCUGCGCAUCUCCUGAAAUCCUGCGGGAAGAGAGGAAAUGAAAAUGUUCUCUUUGCCAUGAGAGAAAACCCAAGUGCGAGCUUGAAUUGCUCUCUCUCCCAGAGUGCGAAGCCCUUUGUCCUGUGAGGAGAAGCUUCUCCCAGACCAUUGCAGCUCUGUGGUCGCCAGCAGGGCCGGGUUCUUUUGCGGAUGACCAAGAACAGGCUGCAAUUAGGAGGCAGCCACUUCGUCUGGACAUCUGCUUGGGCUCUAGAGCAAUGUCUGAAGGUCAGAAGUGAACUGGAGGCACAGCUAGUGUGAGGGGGCCCGUCCCAGCCACCUGUGCCCCGGGGGGACAGCUGUGCCUCUGGACCAUGGGGGAUGGCGGUGUCGGAAAUGGAGGAGAGUCGGUGAACCAGUCCCAUGUCCUCUUCGACCGCUUUGUCCAGGCGACCACCUGCAAAGGGACACUUCGGUCCUUCCAAGAGCUAUGCGACUUCCUAGAGCUGAAGCCCAGCGAGUACCGCAUCUUCUACCACAAGCUCAAGUCUAGGCUGAACUACUGGAAGGCCAAGGCCCUCUGGGCCAAGUUGGACAAGAGGGCCGGCCAUAAAGACUAUAAAAAGGGCCGUGCCUGCACCAACUCAAGGUGCUUGAUCAUCGGUGCGGGACCAUGUGGCCUCCGGACGGCCAUAGAGCUGAGCUUCCUGGGAGCCAAGGUGGUGCUGCUGGAGAAGCGGGAUGCCUUCUCGCGCAACAAUGUGCUGCACCUCUGGCCCUUCACGAUCCAGGACCUGCGUGGCCUUGGGGCGAAAAAGUUCUAUGGGAAGUUCUGCGCUGGAGCCAUUGACCACAUCAGCAUCCGCCAGCUCCAGCUGAUUCUGCUAAAGGUCGCUUUGCUGCUGGGCAUAGAGAUCCAUGUCAACGCUGAGUUCAAGGGGUUAGUCGAGCCACCAGAGGACCAGGAGAAUGAGAGGAUAGGAUGGAGAGCUGAGGUUUCCCCAGGGACACAUCCUGUGAAUGAGCUGGAGUUUGACGUUGUCAUUGGUGCAGAUGGUAGAAGAAACACUCUGCCUGGGUUCCGUAGGAAGGAGUUCAGAGGCAAGCUGGCCAUCGCCAUCACGGCCAACUUCAUCAACCGCAACACCACGGCUGAGGCUAAGGUGGAGGAGAUCAGUGGCGUGGCCUUCAUCUUCAACCAGAAGUUCUUCCAAGACCUGCGGGAGGCCACAGGAAUCGACCUGGAAAACAUUGUCUACUACAAAGAUGACACGCAUUACUUUGUCAUGACUGCCAAAAAACAAAGUCUACUGGAGAAGGGAGUCAUCCUGCAUGACCAUGCCGACACGGAGCUGCUGCUCUCCCGGGGCAACGUGGACCAGGCUGCCCUGCUGGCCUACGCCCGCGAGGCUGCCGACUUCUCCACCAACCAGCAGCUGCCCACGCUGGACUUCGCCAUUAACCACUACGGGCAGCCGGACGUGGCCAUGUUCGACUUCACCUGCAUGUACGCGUCUGAGAACGCGGCGCUGGUGCGACAGCGUAACGGGCACCAGCUACUGGUGGCACUGGUGGGGGACAGCCUGCUGGAGCCCUUCUGGCCCAUGGGCACGGGCAUCGCCAGGGGCUUCCUGGCAGCCCUGGACUCGGCCUGGAUGGUGCGCAGCUGGUCCCAGGGCACCGCGCCGCUGGAGGUGCUGGCUGAGAGGGAGACCAUCUAUCGCCUCCUUCCUCAGACAACCCCCGAGAAUGUCAGCAAGAACUUCAGCCAGUACAGUGUGGACCCUACUACACGCUACCCCAACAUCAACCUCCAUUCCCUCAGGCCCAACCAGGUGCGACACCUCAUAGACACAGGGGAGUGCAGGGACCCACGAAUUGAUAUGGAGAAUGCAGUCAAUGGUUUGACACCCAAGCUAACACGAAACGAAUAUGGUCAGCUUGAGAACAUUUUGGAAGACUCCAUCGCCCGAUCCAGCAAGCUGCUGAGCUGGUGUCAGCGACAGACACAGGGCUACCGGAAUGUCAGCGUCACCGACCUCACCACGUCCUGGAAGAGUGGCCUGGCCCUGUGUGCCAUCAUCCACCGCUACCGGCCCGACCUCAUUGAUUUUGACUCCCUAGAGGAGCGAGACCUGGAGAAAAACAACCAGCUAGCUUUCGAUGUGGCCGAACAGGAGUUUGGCAUCUCGCCCAUCAUGACUGGCAAGGAGAUGGCAUCAGUGGGGGAGCCCGACAAGCUCUCCAUGGUCAUGUACCUCAGCCAGUUCUAUGAGAUGUUUAAGGACACGGUGCCCCCUGGUGAGAACAACAACCUCAGUCCAGAGGACAAGGCAGCCCUGAUUGCCAGCACAAAGUCUCCGAUUUCCUUCCUGAGCAAACUUGGACAGAGCAUCACCCGCAAGCGUAAUCCCAAGGACCAGAAGGAGCUGGAAGGCAAGAGGAGGAGAACCAGCCUCACCGAAGAUGAGGGGUUCCCGAGGGUCCGUUGUGAGGACCGGCCCGGUCUGGCCACCACCCUGACGGAGCGCCGGGUUGAUGCCGUAGCCGGCGGCAACAACAACAACAAAGUGAAGUCCAUGGCGUCCCAGCUGCUGGCCAAGUUUGAGGAGAACGCCCCUGUGCCUUCCUCAGGCCUGAAGAGACAGACACGGGGGGGCUCAAUGCCCAACCUGGACUUUCUGCUGCCUGUUUCUUCAUCGCUCGUGUCCCAGAAUGAUCCGCUGUACCUUGUCCACAUCCCCGCCUGGAGAAAGGCCAGAAGCUGUUCCGGCUCGCGGAGCUGCCCUAAGAAAAUCAUUCUACUCUCCUCCUCUUCCUCGCUCUCUCUUCAUGCGCAGGAGCCACAGCUCCCCCUUGAGGACCAAACAGCUACAUACACCCCUAAUGUCUAUCUGGCCUCUAAGUUUAAAGACAAGCCUGAGAAGCCACAGCCCAUGAAAAAACCCUCGCGCUCCUUUUUAGAGCAGUGGUACCAGUCUCAGGGUCUCAGUCCCGGCAGCCCUUCCCUUUCCCAUGAUUCCCUCUGUCAGGAGUCGCAGGUCCCCUCCUCAGAGGACCAAGUGUCUGCACACAUCCCUAGCGUUAAGGAGAGGGCCGCCUGUCUGGCCUCUGCGCUUACAGACAAGCCUGAGAAGCCACAGCCUUUCAAAAAGCCUUCAUGCUUCUUUAUCGAGCGGUGGCACCUGUCUCGUGGUCUGCGCUCUGCCCGUGUCCUGUCCUCCUCGAACGCCCUUCGACAGAGCUAUAUUAAGAUGUACACAGGGGGAGUGAGCUCAUUGGCUCAGCAGUUAGUCAAUCAGCUUCAGAAUCAGGAGGAACCCAAGACCCUCCUUAACAAGAAGGAUUUGUGCUCCCUGCGGAAGGAGUUUCCACAGAACAUAGGAGGCAGCGAUGUCUGCUACUUCUGCCAUCGGCGGGUCUAUGUCAUGGAGCGUCUGAGCGCUGAGGGCAAGUUCUUCCAUCGCAGCUGCUUCAAAUGCGACUACUGUGGCACCACGCUGCGCCUGUCGUCCUACGCCUUUGACCUGGAGGACGGGAAGUUUUACUGCAAGCCUCACUACUGUUACCGCCUGUCUGGUCAAGCGCAGAGGAAGAGGCCAGCUCCCGCCACCCCGCUCAUCACCAAGGAAAACAAGGUCACCCCGUCCGCCCCCAAUGCAGUAGACUCCUCGGGACGGGCGAUGGCCACCGUGUCCCCUGGAGAACUCCGGCCCCCAGUGGCAGAGGUAAACGGUGUCCUGGAGGCCGGCCUGGCCAAGCGUCCACGUGGCACACCGGAGCGCAUCGAGCUGGAGAACUACCGGCUGUCCCUGCAGCGCGAGGAGGAGCUGGAGGAGGUGCCAGAGGAGACGCUGGCCGAGCACAACCUCAGCAGUGCUCUGGACAAGGUCACGGACGCGGAGGAAGCCUCCAGCUCGGAGUCAGAGAUGGAGGGAGAGGAGGAGGAAGAGGAGGAGCCAGAGCAGCAUGGGCAGCAUCCCGGUGCCCGGGGCUCGAAGCGGGCAGCCUGGGAAGAGACCCCACAACCUGAGGAGAACCUGGCUGAAGUGGGUCCACCAGACAUGGGGGAGGCUGGGCCAAAGGGGGACCGAGAGGAGGAUCAGGAGGAGGAAGAGGAUAUUGAGGAGGAGUCCAGUGAUGAGGGGGAGUACUGCCCUUGGGAGAUGGAGCUGCACUCAGGCCUGUGGCUUGAGAGCCUUGUGGAUGAAGAGGACACUGGUACUUUCAAAGCCGGGAACCUGCGCAUCCAGCAAGCUCUGCAGCCCGUCGACCCUCUAGCCGACACCCGUCCAGGCCACGCCCAGGCUGAGGACCCCCAAGGGGGGGCCUCAGCCGAGGCCUCUGGGCCGUCGCUCUCCAAAGCCCCCGCCCCCCCAUCUGCCCGUCUUGAGAUCGUGAGAGCGUGGUUGGACUCCCUGCCUGGAGAUGCCUAUGAGGAUGCCCUGGAAGAGGAAGCCAAGAGCCUGAAUGGGGAUGAGGGCCUUGACAUAUUUGAGGAUGAUAUUCCCUCAGAUGCAGAGGCAGAGGCACGUCUACACCAGUUGGAAGCUGGAGAUCCACUGCAGGAGGAUGAGGAGAAAUCUGUCAGCCACGGUCGGGUCUCCAGUCUUGUACAAUCCUCUGUUGGUCCAAUGCAAACGGAUGGUGAUGAUGUAGUCGUGGAACCUCAGUUGGAGACCAUCCAAGAAUUUCAGUCACCUUACUCACUGGCAAAAUCUUCCAGUAUGCGUUUUUUCCCUGAGCCGUAUGUUGAGGAUACCACUAAACCGGAUGUGUACGUUCCAGACACAAGCGCAAAGAGCCCAGUCUCUCCUCUGCAGUCCCCUGCAUCUCCUGUUGUCCCUGGGUCCCCCAUCCACUCGCAGUUAGAGCCGCUUCUGGACGCUGUCACUACAAAAUCGCCAACCAAACAACAGUUUUUUGCAUGUUCUCCAGCUGGGAAUCCCCUCUCCCCUAUCUGCUCUCAGCCCCUGCCCAUAGAUGAGUCUGUCAGGACACUAUCUGAAGACUCCCCCGUGCGGACUCAGCCAGUACCUACUAUUGCCUCCACACCACUGCCCUCAUCCCCAAAGGAAAAGGCUCAGGAGCCAAGUUUGCCCAAUACCACGGCUAGUCCUGUCAAAAGGUCAGACAUUAUUGAGGAGUUUUGGAUGAAGAGUGCCGAGAUCAGGAAGAGUUUGGGGCUCACUCCUUUAGAAAGAAGCAGGGGUCCACAGAAGCGUUUCUCAGUCCCCUUCGACUUGCUCUCAUCCAGGUUACACACUCCAGACGAGGUACCAGAUGAAUCAAAACCACUGUUUGGUAGCUGUUCUCCCAUCCAUAGGUUCAACAUUACUGUAGAGGGACAGGUCGUCUCACCUGUUGACAAGGAGCCUAAGACCAUUGGCUCUGUCAAGAGGGACCUUAGUAGCAGCUCUGGUCUGGACCUCAAUGGCAGCAUAACUACCAGCCAGACAUUAAAUACUUCUGAUUCUGCUAUGCUGACUCCCCCUUCCAGUCCACCCCCUCCUCCACCCAAUGAGGAGCCGGCCACCCUCAGACACAAAAAGCACCAGGUUGGCUGGAACAAUCCGUCUGAGCCUGCCGAACCAAUCACAAGAUCCCCACAAACCCCUGGCCCGUCACCAGGCCCAGAUAAACCCCCAGUUCCAUCUCCAGCCCAUGAGGACUUUAAGCCUACAGCUAUGCCUGUACCAGCUCUCAGAACAAAACCAAUAUCAGCAGUUGUCAGACGAGAGAACACUAAGCGCAAGUCUUUGGAGAGUGCGGAGGAGAUUCCGUUCGCUGAUGAUGUGGAGGACCCAUCGGAUGCCCGUACGCCUAACACAAGCCAGAAAGAAAAGUUCUACACUCCACCCACUAGCAGGCCCCAGAAGGAGAGGCCACCUAUGAACCUGGAACUGGGUAUGGAGAAUGGCACACCCAGCAUUCCCAAGAGACACAGAGACAUUUCGGAAUUCUCUCCUGAAGCUAAGGGGAUUGCGGAAGAGCGAAUGCGGGCUAGGGAGAAAAACAUUAAAAGCCAGGCUCUUAAGGAUGCCAUGGCAAUGCACCUCACUAAGAUGAAGGAAAUGGAUUCUCCGAAGGAAUCGUCAAAAGCAGCUUGGAAUGUGUCCUCUGACUCAGAAGGGAAAACAGAGUACACAUCUGUGGUAUUGAGUCCUCCUAAUGUGAUGGAAGCCAAGGUCCUUGAUUCCCAAAGGUUUGCAGAUACUUUGCCAGCGAGACUCUCCAGUAGCUGUGGCAACCAGACCCAGGAUGGGAACCAGAGUGUUGAGGGAUCUGCAGCCUCUUCAGACGGCUCAGCAGGGGGUAAAGUCAAGAAACGCAGCUCUAUCUUCUCCCCCCGCAAAAGCAAGAAAGAGAAGAAGGCUAAGAGUGAAGGCCGAUCCCCUGACAAACACAGCCAGGAAGAUUUGCCCAAGCACAAAUCUAUCUGGAAGACUGUCUUCUCAGGGUACAAGAAAGAAAAGAGAAAGAAAGAUGACAAGUCUUUGCCCAGCACACCUUCCAGUGCUUCAGCAGUGGAUUCUGAAAAGAAGAGAACCUCCCCUCUCAACAGGGCAUCGGAUGUCCAGUUGAGAAGAAACCUGAGCUUCUCAGAAGACUCUGACCUGUCUUGUGAUGAUGUGUUGGAGAAGUCUUCCCAGAGAUCUAAGGCAGAUUCUGUUAAUGUCCCUCACGCCCUGGCACUCAAGCGAGGGUACGCCAUAAAGAGAACCUACACGGAGGAGGAGCUGAAUGCCAAGCUGACAAGGAGGGUGCAGAAGGCCGCCCGCAGGCAGGCCAAGCAAGAGGAGCUAAAGAGGCUGCACCGAGCCCAGAUCAUCCAAAGGCAGCUGGAGCAGGUGGAGGAGAAGCAGAGGCAGCUGGAGGAGAGGGGGGUGGCUGUAGAGAAGGCUUUGCGGGGGGAAGCAGGGAUGUGUAGAUGGUCUUAUGUUAGUCCAAAACAACACAAAAGGCGAUCAGACUAUUGGGGAGAGUCUAAUUACAGUGAAAUCCUGGACUUGCACCUGGGCGUCGAGCCCCCACUUCGGAUCCCUCGCCGAAGACCUUUCUCCUUCUGCCCAUGCUGUGUCUCUGAAGGAAUGGGUAAGAAGGAUGACCCCAGACUCAUGCAGGAAUGGUUUAAACUGGUCCAAGAGAAGAACGCUUUGGUGCGCUAUGAGUCAGAGCUGAUGAUAUUUGCACGGGAGCUGGAGCUAGAGGACCGGCAGAGCCGUCUGCAGCAGGAGCUGAGGGAGCGCAUGGCCGUGGAAGACCACCUGAAGUCUGAGGAGGAGCUGCUGGAGGAGAGGCAGAUCCUGAAUGAGAUGCUAGAGGUGGUGGAACAGCGUGACUCACUGGUAGCCCUCUUGGAGGAACAGCGGCUGAGAGAAAAAGAGGAGGACAGAGACCUUGAGGCCGUUAUGCUCUCCAAAGGCUUCAACCUCAACUGGGCCUAAGAUGUAGACUCUGCUGACCUGAAACAGAGUACACCCCUCUCCAACGCAAUAGCCAAAGACAUGCUGGCAGGGGGCUGAUCCACCCUCCUCACUUUCAUGGAACGUGUUCAGCUUCCUGUAUACUUCCUGUCCUUCUCAUACCACCAGGACUGUUUACAUAUCACUUGUGCACUGAACAGGCCACCUUCACCAUAGUUUGCUAUUUACUUCCAUGGAAGGAGAAAGAUUCUCAGUUUUUUAUUGCUUGUUUUGUUUUAUAUUAUUUUGUUUUGCUUUUUUCUUUUUGACAGAAGGAGAAAGAGAUGGAAUGUUUAACCUGGAAGCCUGAAUAAAUGGGCAAGAAUUUUCAAGGAGAAGCAUGCAGUGGGGUUGUCACUGGAUCCCCCCCCACCAUAACUUUUAACACUGAUCGGCCUUGCCGCUAGUCACCUUCAUUGUGACUUUUAAUUGGCUGAGCUGAUAUGGGUGGGAUGGUUGUGUCCUGCUUGUCCAAUAUUCACAGGCUUGUCUAAGGAUGGACCACUGUUGGUGUAGUUGCUUUGUAACUGAAACGCAGUUUCCUUCAUUAAGGUUAUUGUACAGAGGCUUGUUUUUCUUCAUCACCAUAAAAGAGAACUAAAAGCAUGAACACAAGGUUGAAGGUCUGGAGGAGGAUCUUCUAACUGCAGUAUGAAAUUUAACCUGGCAGAAUGAAUAGGGAUUAGGGCCGUGGGUAUGGUUCUGUCAUGUGACAAUAACAUCAGACACACCCCUCAAAAUCCUGAGUUUAUUCUAUACAAUCAAUAUUUUCAAAUGGUCACCUACAAAAGAAUUGAGAUUACCUUUUUUACGUUUUUGGAUUUGCUGGUAUCUACUCAUGUGAUUUGAAUAAAAUGUGAAUCCUUUGUACAGUACAAAUGUAUAGUCAGACAUGCACGACUGGGUUGGAAGCAUGUGGCAUACCGAUCACCCAGAACACACCACACAAGAGGUGGAUGAUGUUUUCAUAAAGCUCACAUGAUGUGACAUGGGAAAGGUGACGUCUACAGCGUCCUGAUCUUUCCGUUUAAGCGCUGGAACGACAUGCCUUCUCUGUUGUAAACUUUCAAAGGUCUAUGACGUUUCAAAGGUCUAUCACGUUUGUCUAUGUCCUUCAGUUUUACGGUUCACUCCUUAAAUGUUAGAAAUUCUAUUAAUAGCAUCUCCUCCCCCCUCUUUACUCCACAUAAGAGUUCACAAUAUUAAAGACUGUUGACUUGCCUGAAUCGAGGCUGUUAAUUAUAGCAUGUAUCAUUUAUUUUGGCAAAUACAAAAGAAAAUUCUGCCAAAUUGCGCAUCGCUAUAUAUAAUGAAACAGAUGCAUAACUGCGCAUGAAAUGGGAUUUUGUACAGUCAAAAGGCCAAGCACAUGUUUAUAUGGCUUCAAGACAAAUUGUGGUAUGUCUGAUAGAGUAUUUUAUUUAUUAACAUGUCAGGUGGGAUGUAUAAUAUGUAUAAUAUAAAAUGUAAAAAAAUCCUAAUUUUUAAACUUGUGUCAACUAAAAUGUAAACGCUUGUAGCUUCGAUGCAUACACUGUUGGAUGUAUAAUGAAAAGGCAAUAAAAGCAAAGCAGAUGGUAUUUUAA
Messenger RNA from Paramormyrops kingsleyae, 9183 nucleotides. NCBI's taxonomy places the organism in Eukaryota, Metazoa, Chordata, Actinopteri, Osteoglossiformes, Mormyridae. The record is from RefSeq and is a predicted model, not a curated record.